UCCCGGAAGCCACGGAGAAGCGCCUCUGGGAGGAAUGUAACAAGGGAAGUUGUGUUUAGGAAGAGAGGAACUAUGGCUACAGCAGCGAGCCUGAGUCUUAUGAAGUCUGGAGAUCUGAUCAAGAAAGAGCCUUUGGAUUACGGAGGGUUUGGGGAGGUUUACCUGUGUUACCACAAAACCCUGGGCCAGGUGGUGCUGAAGACGGUCUACACCGGCCCUCCGCGCAACGGCCGGCAGAAGCAGUCUCUUCUGGAUGAAGGCAGUCUGAUGAGCAGGUUAAGCCAUCAGCGAGUGGUCAAGCUGCUGGGGGUUAUUCUGGAGGACGGAGACUAUUCUUUAGUCAUGGAGCUCAUUCCUAAAGGAAACCUGCUCACCAUGCUGGAGACGGUAACUGGUGAAAUAUACAUGAAGUUGCAUACAUUUUUAUCUGUCCAGAAUGUCCAAAAACGCAUUGAUUGUGUCAAAACAGGGUUAGCCCUUGUGCAUCCGUUUAAAAAGGUUAAACAGAGCUCCUUAGCUGACGAAAUAAUCGCGGAUCUGGGUCUGGCCACGUCUCAGAUGUGGAGCAAGCUGACGAAAGAGGAGUCUCGCAGACAGAGUCGUCUGGGCAAGAAGUCGUAUGCCAGGAGUGAAGAUCAGAUCUGCCACUGUGUGUGUCAGGGUGAGCGUCCCGACGAAGCGCUGAUCCCUCGAGACACUCCUCGAGACAUCGUCGAGCUCAUGAAGACGUGCUGGAAUGAAGACCCUCGAGACCGGCCCACAUUUAAAGGAGAAGCUGGCAGCAAAUGUAAAAGCAGAUUUGGAAAAGACUCUCCAGGGCCCUUGAGGAGCUCAGACAUCGGUCCGGUGGAGGCCAGCAUUGAAGACCUCAGCUUCAGGACCCCCGAAGAGUCUCUGCUGGAGGUGGACGCCGCGCCUCCCAGCUCUCCCAAUCUGGAGCUCAAACUGGCACAAGAGUACAACUACCACAAAUACGGCAGUCGGAUAGUGGAUCAGCCGGACGCCAGCCUUUAUAACCCGCUCCCGCAGCAGCCAGCCAGCAGCAGGUGGGCCGGAGAGGCUUCUUCUGUCAAGUCUUGGACUAAACCCGCCGCUUACCCAAACCCAAACCCAGAGGAAGAGCUCCAUCCGAGACCUGCAAGCUCGUUUGAGGGUUUGCACAGGCCAGACCUGGCGAGUCAGCUCUCGGUGCCGUAUUCUGACUACGACCGACUUCAACAUCCACUGUACAAUCGCAUCAAGUCCUGUCCUGAUGGUGCAUCUCCUGCAGCCGAGUCGUUCAUGCUGGAUUCACAGCCUGGCCUGCGUUUCUCGCCCGUCGUGUGUCCUCCGUCUGACUCGGGGUGGCCUGUGGCCAUCUCAAAUGCCAGUGCAAUUCAAAUCGGGAGUUACAACACGAUGAAUUUGCGAGUCUCUGAUAACAGCUCCUUGAGCUCGUUAUCCGCUGGAUCCAUCAACAGAACCAGAUAUAAUGAGCUUCUAAUGACGUACGAGGAGUAUACGGUCACUGAGAACCACCUGGAGGUCGUGCGUCACAAC
Messenger RNA from Sinocyclocheilus grahami, 1539 nucleotides. Its product is annotated as receptor-interacting serine/threonine-protein kinase 1-like. Gene Ontology annotation, biological process: regulation of TOR signaling; positive regulation of kinase activity; protein phosphorylation. Gene Ontology annotation, cellular component: signaling receptor complex; plasma membrane. Lineage: Eukaryota; Metazoa; Chordata; Actinopteri; Cypriniformes; Cyprinidae. Gene Ontology annotation, molecular function: ATP binding; transmembrane receptor protein tyrosine kinase activity. The transcript is spliced from 9 exons. The annotation marks the transcript as partial. The record is from RefSeq and is a predicted model, not a curated record.